Messenger RNA from Rotaria sp. Silwood1, 781 nucleotides. Lineage: Eukaryota; Metazoa; Rotifera; Eurotatoria; Philodinida; Philodinidae. The record is from the annotation of a GenBank genome assembly.
CUUCUUUUUUGAAAUGGACAUUAGUUAAGUUCUAUAUUUUAAGUUCAAAAACAAUUCAUUUUCAGUGAAAUACUAUAUAAAUUCAAUAUCCAUGAUUAUUAGAGUUCAUCCUUCAUAAUAUCAUUAUGUUUUUAACAUUUUAAAAUACUUUUUAUAAACUUGGUUUAAUGUCUUCAGUAUACGUGUUAAUUGAUUUGAUUUUCUAUGAUAUAAAUUUUGUAAGAUAUUUAAGCGAUCAUUAUAUUUUCUUUUUAGGACAAGUAGGUAAAUGAAGAAAAAAAGAAAAGUAAACGAGAAUCAUACAGAGCAAUUGUGGAUGAAUGUCCAUUAACAUUUGAUGGAGCGUAUGGUCUUACUAAAUCAAAUCAUUCAAUUGAAUUUUGUGAAUAUGAAAAAAGAUUGUCGAGUCUUACUUUAUAAUCAUUUCAUUAGAAAACAUAAAUUAAAAGAAGUUUGUACUCAAAGUUUGACAGAAGCUGUUGCUGAUAAUCUUGAUCCAAGAACAACAAAAUUAUUUAAUGAAAAUGAAAGUAUAAUUGAUUAUCUUUGGGAAGUUCCAUGUCCUUUCAUAAACGGACCACUUGACUUAUCAGAAUAUCGUCAAAAAUAUACAAAAAAUAUUCUAUGUUCACAUAAAUUAGUUCGACUUGAUCAUUUAAAAAAUCAUUUACGAUGUCAUCAUCAUAUGGAAAAUAGAUUUGCACAAAAAUUAGUUGAUGUUUUCAAAGAGCUUCGAUCAAAAUAUAAUACUACGACAUCUUUACUUAUUCCAUCAACAUGA